CUAUAUAUAUCUUUAUAUCACACAGAAAAUUAAGGUGUGGAAGAGCCAGAAGCCAUGGACUACCAAAAGCUUUUGAUACUAAUUUCCUUUGUAAGUGCAAGCAUCCUCAUCCUCAUUCUUAGAAAAUUAAACCAAACUCAAAAUUCUACAAAACUUCCACCAGGGCCAAAGCCACUUCCCAUCAUAGGAAACAUCUUACAACUUGGCAAAAACCCACACAGGACACUCACAAAUCUCUCAAACAUCUAUGGACCAAUUAUGACACUAAAACUAGGAACAUUAACAACCAUAGUAAUUUCAUCACCACAAUUAGCCAAACAAGUUUUACAUGAAAAUUCUCAAAUCUUCUCAAAUAGAACUGUCCCACAUGCAAUACAUGCACUUGAUCAUAACAAAUUCUCACUUGGGUGGCUUCCAACAUUAGCUUUGUGGAAGAAACUAAGGAAAAUUUGUGCUACAAAAGUAUUUUCUACAAAAAUGCUUGACUCAACAAAAAACAUUCGCCAACAAAAGUUACAAGUAUUAUUGGAUUAUGUAAAGGAAAAAUGCAACAAAGGUGAAGCUUUUGAUAUUGGUGAGGCUGUUUUUACAACUGUCCUUAAUUCAGUUUCAAACACUUUCUUCUCUAUGGAUUUGGCUCAUUCAACACCUGAUGAAAAAUCUCAAGUGUUUGAGAACAUUUUGAGAGGUUUAUCGGAACUUUCUGGGACGUCUAAUAUUGCUGAUUUCUUUCCAAUUCUUCGUCCUUUAGACCCACAACGAUUGUAUGCAAAGAUGGCCAUUCAUCUGGGGAGUUUGUGUGAGAUUAUUGGAGGAAUCAUUGAAGAAAGAAGAGCUUCCAAGAUUGAUUCUGAUCAGGUUUGCAAUGAUGUGUUAGAUUCACUUCUUAACAAUGAUGGAGAAACUAUUUUCGAUCAGUUGAGUCCGAAGGAGAUGUUUCAUCUGCUUCCGGAUUUAUUUGCUGCUGGGAUUGACACAACUUCAAGCACAAUUGAAUGGAUCAUGGUAGAGCUACUACGCAACCCUAGCAAUAUGACAAAAGCAAGAACAGAAUUAUCUAAAGUUAUUGGUAAAGAUGAAAUAAUUGAAGAAUCAGAUAUUUUUAAGUUGCCUUUCUUACAAGCAGUUGUGAAGGAAACCUUUCGAUUGCAUCCACCAGCUCCAUUAUUGGUACCCCAUAAAUGUGAUGAAAGUGUGAACAUAUUAGGCUUCAAUGUGCCAAAAAAUGCACAAGUAAUAGUUAAUGUAUGGGCUAUGGGAAGAGAUCCAACCAUUUGGAAAAAUCCAAAUAUGUUCAUGCCCGAAAGAUUUUUGGAGUGUGACAUUAAUUAUAAGGGCAACCAUUUUGAGCUUAUACCCUUUGGAGCUGGCAAAAGAAUUUGUCCAGGAUUGUCAUUAGCUCAUAGGAAUGUGCACUUAAUUGUGGCAUCCCUUCUACACAACUUUGAAUGGAUACUUGCGGAUGGGCUAAAGUCAGAACAUAUGAAUAUGGAGGAGCGAUUUGGGUUAUCCUUAAAGAGAGUACAACCUCUUCGAGUUCAAGUUACUUCAAUCAAGCAUGGUUAGUUAUAUACAAGAGUAAUGCUCCUCAUGAUAUAUGUACAUAUAAGUUUUUUUUUUUUUUUUUUAAUAAAUAUAUGUAUAUAUAAGUUAAAAGUUAUAUAUUUUAAUAAUGUUUGUAAUACACUCUUCGAUUUUUCAACCCAAUUAUCUUGGAUUUGUUAAAAGUUA
Medicago truncatula (barrel medic) is the source of this 1731-nucleotide messenger RNA. Its product is annotated as cytochrome P450 76T24. Gene Ontology annotation, molecular function: iron ion binding; oxidoreductase activity, acting on paired donors, with incorporation or reduction of molecular oxygen; heme binding. NCBI's taxonomy places the organism in Eukaryota, Viridiplantae, Streptophyta, Magnoliopsida, Fabales, Fabaceae. Bases 55 to 1566 code for a protein of 503 amino acids. The transcript is spliced from 2 exons. The record is from RefSeq and is a predicted model, not a curated record.